Carcharodon carcharias (great white shark) is the source of this 3994-nucleotide messenger RNA. RefSeq names its product SUMO specific peptidase 6a (gene senp6a). The transcript is spliced from 25 exons. Gene Ontology annotation, cellular component: nucleus; cytoplasm. NCBI's taxonomy places the organism in Eukaryota, Metazoa, Chordata, Chondrichthyes, Lamniformes, Lamnidae. Bases 180 to 3632 code for a protein of 1150 amino acids. The record is from RefSeq and is a predicted model, not a curated record. Gene Ontology annotation, molecular function: SUMO-specific endopeptidase activity. Gene Ontology annotation, biological process: protein desumoylation; regulation of kinetochore assembly; regulation of spindle assembly.
UCCGGGGCUGCUGGGUUCCGUCCUGGUUGGUUCCGUCCUGGUUGGUUCCGGCCUGCUGGUGCCCACCCGCCCCCCUCCUCCCUCCGGCCUUUGCGCACUGACAUGGCCGAACUGAUGUUGUGCAGCCCGCGCACCGCCGGCACCGUUUUGCCGGAGGCCACAAAGGACUGAAAACAAAAAUGGCGGGAAGGAGAAGCCUGCUUUUGGAAGCUUUGGAUAGGUCAACAACUCAAAGUGAUUGUGGCUUUAAGAGCAAAUGGAGCUAUGAAGAGACAGAGGAAGAAGACUGCCCUGUGAAUACAGAAAAAGAUGAAGCCAACCUGCUGAGUACUGAUUGUGAGGGGAUGAAAACUGAAGAACCAAAGACCAAAACACUAUUUUCAUCAGAAUCAGUUAACAAUACUGGUUCCUUGAAAAACUAUACGAGAAGAAACCAAGCAAGUGGCUUUUGUAAAACUUUGAAAGGAAAUGCAACUGGACUCAACAUGCUGGGGUCUGGCAAGAAACUAAGUGAAAGCAUGUCAACUGUGACCUCACAACUUGCACCAAACAAAGAGGUUGAUAAAAAUCGAAACAAAUACUUUGUAAUUAGUGGUCCUUCAAGUCCAGGAAUUGUUGUUCGCGGAAGGCGUUUUCACCAUGCCAAUGCUCAGUCAAUCGUAAAAACAGCCGCACAAAGGAACAGCAUUGAAUACAUUCGGCUGGGAUAUAGCGUGUCCAGAUGCAGGAUAGAACUUCUUCAAUUCUCUUACCACCAGGCGUUAAUGCCAACCUACAAAAGCAGUCUUGGCUUAACUGAUGAGGGAAAAGAAUACCCAGCCGAUAUUCAAAGGGUUCCAGUGGACAGUAUUAUUUUAAUGGAGUCUGAUGGAAGAGAUGUAGACUCUCCAGAAUUAGAAGAACAGAUGUAUUCCAUACCAAAUAUCAAAAGACGUGUUUUGACGAAACGACCAAGAGAAGGAUUAACACCAGCAUUGCAGGAAUCAACAACCCUUGAAGCUUCUGUUCCACAAAGUCCGACACAUACUGAGGGGCAGACACUCGAUGAAUUCUUCAGUAUAUGUAAAAAUUGUGGCAGAAAAAGCGAAGACCAUACAAAAUGUGAAAAUUGUAGAAAGCCAAUACCCAAGGAUGCAAUAAGACGACCCAAACAAGUUUCAGAUUCUGCAUAUGUUGGAACACCUCAACCACGUCCAUCUAUUCAUGCAACGCAAGCUGAGGGCAGCAUGGGUGUCAAUGCCAAAACAUUUUACAACAAGCCUUCUCUUGAUAUUAUAUUGACUACAGUACCCACUGCUAAACUGUAUUCUGCCAGGAGCAACCUUUUACAAACUAAUGGCAGCAUAGGCUUCAUGGGACGUACUGUUGUGUAUGGAGCUGGACGGAUGGACUCCAGGAAGCCUGCAAUAAAUGACCCCAUUGUGCUGUCCAGUGAUGAUGAAGAUGAAGAAGAUGAUAAUGCCAGUACUGGAAGUAGCAGAAUGGACAGUGUUCAUUCUGCUGGUAGAACUACUGACACUGCAAGUCUUUCUCCUGUGCCCUCCACUAGACCCUUAGAGCCUGUACCAGAAGAGCCUCCUGAUGGAAAUGCAGCUGAAGAGAUUUCUGAAAGCAUUCUCGCAGAAGUAGAAUCUACUGCCACGUUGCCAAGAAAGGCAAAGAUGAAAGAUAAGUUUGGAAAUUCUUAUCAUGAAACAGUGGGCAAAAAAAGAAAACUUGAAGUUGCUCAGACACACACAGAUGCUCUUAGUUCGCAAGUGGAAAAUAGCUGUGAAAGUAUUAUUCUCAAGUGCCGAAGUAUACGAAUAGGAAGUUUUCGUACAACAGUAUUGGAACCCGUUAUUUUCAGCCUAGACUUCAUCAAGGUCAGUAUGGGAGUGCCUAAUGAGUCAUCCCAGGACAUAGUUUUAAAAGCCUCAGAAUUCACGAUGUGUGAAUGGUGCAGUGCACGUGUAUUACCAGUACUUUUUCUGCAAAUGACACCUGCUGCUUGCCACAAUAUACGAUCAUCUCUUAAAAUGAGCAAAGAGAAGAGCUGGUUUGAUUCUCAAGGGACUACUACUGAUGAACGGUACAUUGUCCUGAUUUUUGAAUCUGCUCCAGAUCUUCAAGCAACUGUUAUUUUUGAAAAGAUUUUAACUGAAAUUGGCAAAAAGAACAGUAUACCAAACUUUUUUGCCACCGUAUCAUUUGUUGAAGCAAACAGCAGGCUUCUUCUAUUUACGCAGAACCUAGAGGAACAUAACACAGGGAAUCUAUUAGUUAAGGACAACAGGGUUCCCCCCAAAUAUUGUUUAAGGAACACCACCCUUUCAAGUGACGAUGGUUUGGGAACAUCUCAUACUUCCUUUACGGGUCCUAUCGAAAAGUUGAUAGUUUACCCACCUCCUCCAUCCAAAGGCGGCAUAUCUGUGACUAAUGAAGAUCUCUAUUGCCUGAAAGAGGGUGAAUUCUUGAAUGAUGUUAUCAUAGACUUCUAUUUAAAGUAUUUAGUACUUGAAAAGAUCAAACAGCAGGAUGCAGAUAGAGUGCACAUUUUCAGCUCCUUUUUUUACAAACGCCUGAAUCAGCGAGAACGACGGAACAUUCCGGAAUCUGCCAAUCUAUCGUUACCACAAAGACGUCAUGCCAGGGUGAAAACAUGGACAAGACAUGUGGACCUCUUUCAAAAGGAUUUUGUUUUUGUUCCUAUUAAUGAAACGGCCCAUUGGUUUUUGGCUGUGAUUUGUUUUCCUGGCCUUUGCACUGAACCAAAUUUUAAGUCACAGGAAAAUGAAGGAAUGCAGUACAAUAGCUCUGUACUAGAGGAAAGCAACAGUAACUGGCCACCGUUGCAAGAGGAGACUGACAGUGUAGCCGACAACUCAACUCCUGUAAAUGUGCUGAGGAGAGCUCCUGACACCAUAGACAAAAUGUCUGAACUCAGCGUUGGCAGUAACUGUGAGUGUGUGGAAUUUGAUAAACUCCACACAAGAAGAUGCCUGUUAGCAACUAACAAAUUCCUCAGCAAUGUUAAUCAGCUGGACACUGAAUUCGAAGAUGACCAAAACUCAAGCCAGAAGGCCGAAAAUGUUGUGGAAGAUGCUUUAAGGCAAAUCCAAGUCAGUUAUGCCGAUGAUAACGAUGAUUCCUUUGAUUUUUUGCAAGAUCAGGAAUAUAGCCAGGAGGACAGCAAUGAAGCUGGGAGCAUGGCAGAGGACAACUCUUCAGAAAGUGUGCCGUGGGGUCAGCAGCCUUCAAAACAGCCAUGCAUUCUCAUCAUGGAUUCUUUACGUGGACCAAGCCGUACAAAUGUGGUUAAGAUCCUGCGAGAAUAUCUUGAAGUAGAGUGGGAAAUGAGGAAAGCAAGCAAAAGGGCUUUCACCAAAGACGUGAUAAAGGGCUCCAAUCCUCGUGUUCCUCAGCAAGACAACUUUAGCGAUUGCGGUGUAUACAUCCUACAGUAUGUAGAAAGUUUUUUUGAGAAUCCAAUUCCGAAUUUUGAGCUGCCCAUGAAUUUGAUAGACUGGUUUCCCCAGCAGCAAGUUAAAAAGAAACGAGAAGAAAUACGCAAUGUAAUUCUCAAACUGUGUGAAACUCAAAGCAAAGGGAAGAAAGGGCAGGAACACAGAGCAACAGAGGCACCUUCAUGAGCAAUGCCUGACCAAGACAGACUCUGACAGAAGAUACCAUUUUGGUUACAGGAUAUUGUUGCACUAACACCGAAAUGACUUGGAUUUGUUCUAGUGUAGGCUUCCACAGAAGGAUGAAUUCUCAGUGUGCUCUUGAUCUUUUAGAACAUUGUUUGAUGCACACGUCUUCAAUUUACAGGCACCCAAGUGAAUGUUUGUGCUGUUAUAAAUAUAACAAACUGUACAUAUGUUCAUAAACAGAUUUUGCAGCAUUUGUGAUCAAUUUUCACUGUUUGAGUUAGUAAGCAUUUUGGUAUGUAUUUUUGUUAAAGGUAGUUGGAUAGCUACUUACAAGUAUGAUUAAAAGUUAUUGUAGUAUUAAA